CAGGCCCUACUCGGGGCCAUAUAAGUCCGGGGUAUCUCAGCUUCGCUUCCUAUCCCUACUGGCCCACCGGACAGCCCCGUUGGAGUCUGCGGCAGGGAGGAGCAUUGGAGCAUAAAGGAAGAAGAUAUGAAUUGUGACAAGGUCCACUUUUUCACAGACAACCAGAGUGUCUCCCUGCAGCCCGGAGGGCUGGACUCUGCGGCAGGGGCUCCUGCAGCCCCCAGGAGGCCAAGGCUUGUUCAGACCACCCUGGCGGUUAUGGCUGUGACUGUUGCCUCCUUGCUGGUGGUUCUCUUUGUUAUGGUUCUACAGAAGCCAAGACUUCCUUUGGAGCCAUAUGCCUCUUUCCAAGAGUUUUCCGCCUUGAUUGCCGGAGAGGACAACACGACCAGCCAGUUACCUGUGGAACCCUACAAUUCCCACCACUCUGGCAGGGUGGCAGAGUGGCAAGAGACUAUCCAGAUGUUUAAAAGCCACGUGGAGAAUUCCAGCACCUGGAGCAUGGAGAUGCAGACGUUGACUUGUAGAGUGGACAAUGUCAGUUCUCAGAUCCAGGUGCUCGGUGGUCAUCUGGAAAAUGCCAGUGCUGACAUCCAGAUGGUAAAAGGAGUUCUACAGGUUGCCAAUACCUUGACUUUCCAGACCCAGAUGUUAAGGAGUUCCGUGGAAGGUGCCAGUGCUGAGAUCCGGAAGCUAAAAGGAGAUCUGGAAAAGGCAAAUGCUUUAAAUUCCCAGACCUACAGUUUCUUAAAAAGCAGUUUAGAAAAUGCCAGCAUUGAUCUCCACAUGUUGAAUGGAGGCUUAGAAAAUGCCAACACUGAAAUUCAGAUAUUGAAGGCAGGGUUGGAAAUGGCAAAUGCCCAGGCCCAGCUGGCAAACAGUAGCUUAAAGAAUGCUAAUGCUCAGAUCCAUGUUUUGAGAGGCCAAUUGGAUAGUGUCCAUGAUUUAAGGGCCCAAAAUCAGGUUUUAAGAAGCAGUUUGGAAGGAGCCAAUGCUGAGAUCCAGAGGGUAAAGGGAAGCCUGCAAAAUGCAAAUGCUUUAAACUCCCAGACCCAGACUUUUCUGAAAGGCCAUUUAGACAAUGCCAGCUCUGAAAUCCAGUUAUUAAGAGAUCAUUUCAAAAGGGCAGGUGAUGAGAUUCACUUGUUAAAAAGAGAUUUAGAGACUGUCACUGCCCAGACCCAAGAAGCAAGCCACCAUCUGGAGCAGACAGAUGCUCAGAUCCAGUUAUUAAAAACAGAGCUAGAAAAUUCCAAUGCCUUAGAUUCCAAGAUUCAGGUGUUAAAUGGUUAUUUGAAAAAUGCCAGCAGAGAGAUACAGACCCUAAAACAAGGAAUGAAGUCUGCUUCAGCCUUAGAUUCCAAGACCCAGAUGUUAGAGAGCAAUCUGCAGAAGGCCAGUGCUGAGAUCCAGAGGUUAAAAGGGGAUCUACAGGACACCAAAACACUAACUACGAGAAUCCAGGAGGAGCAGAGUCGCCUGGAGACACUCCGUGUGGCCUUUGGUUCCCAGGAGCAGCUACAGAGGACACAAAAUCAACUUCUUCAGCUGAUCCUGCAAGGCUGGAAUGCCUACAGCGGGAGCUUAUAUUACUUUUCUCAUGUCAAGAAGUCUUGGCAUGAGGCUGAGCAGUUCUGUGUGUCCCAGGGAGCCCACCUGGCUUCAGUGACUUCUGAGGAGGAGCAGGAAUUUCUGGUAAAGUUCACGAGUACCUCUCACCACUGGAUUGGCCUCACUGACAGGGGCAAGGAGGGCUUCUGGCGCUGGGUGGACGGGACACCAUUCAAUGCUUUCCGGAGCAGAGUGUUUUGGGGCACAAAUCAGCCAGACAACUGGCGGCACCAGGAUGGGCAGACAGAAGACUGUGUCCAUAUUGAGCAGAAGUGGAAUGACAUGCACUGUGAUACCCCCUAUCACUGGGUCUGUAAGAAGCCCAUCAACCAGCAUGUGGCCUGAGACAGGCCAGAUCUGAAACGUGGCCGCUGCUGCCAGCUCUGGACCCACCCUACCACCCCUCCCCCGCCGACCUGAUGCCUUGUGAACCUCUGAACCCAGCUUGUUCUCUGGGGCUUUCCAUUUGGCCUUUUGUGUUUCCUGCUCUGUCCUUUCAUGUAACCCUUCAAACAUAUUUACCCCACAUGACCCAAUGGGAUCAAGGGCUCUUCAGGACCAGAGGCUUGUUGUGCCUCUGUAUCCCCCUCAGCAACCGGCACAGGCCUGUCAGACAGCGGGUCCUCAAUAAAUACUGAACCCACAAAAGCGUUGUGCUUGUCUCUGUGACGGCCACCACCCUUUGUUCUCCCUGGAUUGGUCUCCUUCCUCAAUGUCCCUUCUGUCAUAUCAAGCAUAAUAAGCAUAUCUUUGUUUAAGGGCUUUAUAGCUAUGAAUGUUUAGUUAGUUCCUUGAAAAACAGCAGAAGUUUAACACAAACCACAGGGACAUCUUACAGGGGUACGAAUUCACAAGAAGUAAUAGUCAUUCCAGGUGUUCCUGCAUUUCCUUUGUUGCAGAUGGGGCUGGAGCUGGAUUUUUCCAGGCCUUUAAAACACUCCAAAAACUUCUUUCUGUCCUGUGGCUGGCCUCUUCUCAUUUCCCGACUGUUCCUCUUGAUGUCAUAUCUCUGGCUUUGGCCUCUUCUCGUGGCCCCACUCCCCUUCCAGGGACUGGGAUCUCUGCCAGCUCAAUUUAGAAUGAGAAUUUCUAGAGCAGCUCUUUGCCCGGCCUUGUGGAGUCCCGUCCUAUGCAUUCAGGCACAGGGAGCCCAAUGUAGGUUUCUGUGGCUCUUCCUCUGUACAACUGCCUCUCCUUCAUGCUCCUCCCCAAAUCCUAGCACUCUCAGUCUCCCCCAACUCCCAUCUUCCUCUCUCCAUACUUAGUGCAACUGUCAUUCCCUGUGCGGGCGGGACCCUCCUCCCUGCACUGGGGUCUGGCAGGAGCCUCCAGGAAGAAUCCUAGGGGGCUGGUGGGUUCAGCCUGUCUGCUUCCCUAGCCAGGAACUUGGGUUGCAAUUGUCCAAUGUCUGAAAACAAUUGUUCAUCAAUUGUUUCAUGAGUUUUGUCCAGUUUCCCAGUUGCUGACAGCAAAAGGACUGGUCCAGCUACUCCAUUAGGACCAGAAAUGGAAAUCUAUUCUACCUGGUAUGAUACCUUUGGCUGAGUAGGACUUUAAUCUGUUCGUAUUCAUAUUUUCCUUUUGGCUUUUCUUUUGGCCUUUUCUUUUAUGGCUUCUUAGCUUUUUAUCUAUCUUAGAAACUUCUCCUCUAUCACAGGCUUG
This is a messenger RNA of Neofelis nebulosa (Clouded leopard), 3273 nucleotides long. It is a transcript of the gene CLEC4F, whose product is annotated as C-type lectin domain family 4 member F. The transcript has 7 exons. Lineage: Eukaryota; Metazoa; Chordata; Mammalia; Carnivora; Felidae. The coding region runs from base 127 to 1956 and encodes 609 amino acids. The record is from RefSeq and is a predicted model, not a curated record.